GCUAGUCUGCGAUCAAAAUGAGCGGAAGCACAGGCCAAUCUAGCGGUGGGGGAAAGGCAGGAUCGGCGGCGGAGAAAAAGAAAGGGAAGUCGAAACCGAGCCGGACGUCGAUGAUACUGUGGCACGCCCACCAGAACGACGCCAAUGCAGUACGUAAGCUGCUAGAGGAAGAUAGGACGCUAGUGCAAGCCAGAGAUUACGACCACCGUACUCCGCUCCACGUCGCUGCUCUCCACGGCUGGAUCGACGUCGCCAAAUGUUUGAUUGAGCACGGCGCCGACGUCAAUGCCCAAGAUCGUUGGAAAAAUACGCCUCUGGCUGAUGCUGAAGGAUCUAGAAAGCUUCGCAUGAUUGAAUUAUUGAAGUCCUAUGGUGGUCAAUCUUUUGGGCAAAAUGGAAGCCAUCUUGAACCAAGACCUGUUCAACCACCUCUGCCAAAUAAAUGUGAUUGGGAGGUUGAUCCUUCAGAGUUGGACUUCUCAAACUCAGUUGUUAUUGGGAAGGGGUCGUUUGGUGAGAUAGUAAAAGCUUAUUGGCGUGGAACUCCUGUUGCUAUCAAACGCAUUCUUCCAAAUCUUUCAGAUGAUCGCAUGGUGAUUCAAGAUUUCAGGCAUGAGGUAAAUUUGUUGGUGAAACUUCGUCAUCCAAAUGUGGUGCAAUUUCUUGGAGCUGUUACUGACAAAAAACCUUUGAUGUUAAUUACAGAGUAUUUAAGAGGGGGUGAUCUUCAUCAGCAUCUGAAGGAAAAAGGUGCACUUAGUCCAUCAUUGGCUAUCAAUUUCGCAAUGGACAUUGCUAGAGGCAUGGCUUAUCUUCACACUGAGCCAAAUGUUAUUAUUCACAGAGAUCUAAAGCCCAGGAAUGUCCUUCUUGUCAGUUCCAGUGCAGAGCAUCUUAAAGUUGGAGAUUUUGGAUUAAGCAAGCUCAUUCGCGUUCAAAAUUCUCAUGAUGUAUACAAAAUGACAGGCGAAACUGGGAGCUAUCGUUACAUGGCACCCGAAGUUUUCAAGCACAAGAAAUAUGACAAAAAGGUGGAUGUUUUCUCCUUUGCGAUGAUAUUAUAUGAGAUGCUAGAAGGUGAUCCACCAUUGUCUCACUAUGAAGCCUAUGAAGCAGCUAAACAUUUAGCAGAAGGCCAUAGACCUGCAUUCCGGGCCAAAGGAUUUGUACCUGAACUGAAAGAGCUGGUUGAUCAGUGCUGGGCAAUGGAUAUUAACAAGAGACCUUCUUUCAUAGAGAUAUUGAAGAGACUUGAAAAAACCACACCUAAAUAAACAUUUACUCCACAGGUCUACAUUCAUUCAUUUAAUUUUAUAUUUCAUAUAUCCUUUAUUCAAAUGUGCAGAGGCAGUGUGGUCUGGUGCAUGCAUUCAACCACUUGAGCUAGCAUACUUCAUGUCUUAGGUAGCCCUCACCUUCACCUGUAAUUAUAUGCUAUUUGUAUUUUCACAUUGUGAUAGAACCAAUAAAUUUCUAUAGAAUAAUAAUGUUUCCAUCCUAGUA
Ipomoea triloba (trilobed morning glory) is the source of this 1503-nucleotide messenger RNA. Its product is annotated as integrin-linked protein kinase 1-like. Gene Ontology annotation, molecular function: ATP binding; protein kinase activity; protein binding. The record is from RefSeq and is a predicted model, not a curated record. Lineage: Eukaryota; Viridiplantae; Streptophyta; Magnoliopsida; Solanales; Convolvulaceae. Gene Ontology annotation, biological process: protein phosphorylation. The transcript has 11 exons. Bases 18 to 1274 code for a protein of 418 amino acids.